Messenger RNA from Ramularia collo-cygni, 234 nucleotides. RefSeq names its product related to cytochrome c oxidase assembly factor. The transcript has 2 exons. Gene Ontology annotation, biological process: mitochondrial respiratory chain complex IV assembly. NCBI's taxonomy places the organism in Eukaryota, Fungi, Ascomycota, Dothideomycetes, Mycosphaerellales, Mycosphaerellaceae. The record is from RefSeq and is a predicted model, not a curated record. Bases 1 to 234 code for a protein of 77 amino acids. Gene Ontology annotation, cellular component: mitochondrion.
AUGUCUACUGCCGCCAAACUGACCUUGGCUGGGACUACUGCAGGCGCCAUUGGGAUUGUCAUCUUCGUCCACCUCCAACAAAAGCUCGAUAAAGCUGCCAUGCACCAAGGCGUCAUUCGCGACAUGGAACAACAAAAGGUCAAGAGGGAGAGACAGGCUGACUUUGAGAUGCAAAGGCAGCUGGAAGAGCAGUAUAGGAAGGUGCAGAAUGUUAGUGACAGUACCGACGGAUAA